AUGGAUGAUGCUGAUCGCUCCGGAAAGCGUAAGCGUUCGGACUCGUCCGGGGAUGUAGCGACGCAAUUCGAUACGUCUCAGAACGAUGCGGCGUCCAAAGGAGAAGCGUUGCGCUCUGCCAUGGCAAAACUGGCAGAAACGCGGGCUGGUGGAACGUACGUACCUCCAGCUCGUCUCCGCGCUUUGAUGGAAGAGGUUGCACGCGCCGAUCCUGGGAGCAUUGAGUUUCAGAGAAUGAACUGGGAAGCAUUGCGCAAGAGCAUCACUGGUUUGGUGAACAAGGUUGCCGCUGAUAAUAUCAAGUACAUUGUGCCGGAGCUAUUCGCCGGAGCGAAUUUGAUUCGCGGACGUGGUCUUUUCUGUCGCUCGAUCAUGCAUGCCCAAGAAUUAUCGUUGCCGUUUACGCCAGUUUUUGCCGCGCUUGCUGCUAUCAUUAAUACCAAGCUCCCAUUUGUUGGUGAGCUGCUUGUGACUCGACUCGUGUCGCAAUUCCGACGCUCUUUUCGACGUAAUGACAAGCCCAAGUGUCAUGCAACACUACUAUUUCUCGCGCAUCUUGUGAAUCAGCGAGUCGUGCAUGAGUUACUGGCCCUCGAGAUCCUUGUGCUGCUUCUGGAGAACCCGACGGAUGACAGUGUGGAACUAGCUGUGGCGUUCAUGCGGGACGUGGGCGCAUUUCUAACAGAAGAAGCACCCAAAGCGUGCCACACGGUGUUUGACAGGUUCCGGGUUGUGCUGUACGAGGGCGAUAUUAGCGUGCGUGUACAGUACAUGGUGGAAGUCUUGGCUCAGACACGCAAAGAUAGAUUCCAGGACCAUCCACGCAUCCCGGAGGAACUUGAUUUAGUCGAGGAGGAGGAUCAGAUUACGCACCAGAUCAGUCUGGAUGACGAGCUGAAGGUCGAGGAGGGGCUAAACAUCUUCAAGGCUGAUCCUGAGUUUGAGGCAAAUGAAGAAAAGUAUCGACAAAUCAAAGCCGAGAUUCUUGGUGAGAAUAGUGAUGGCGAUGAAGAAGACGAGGAGGAAGAGGACGACGAGCCGGAGGGUGACGACGCGGCCGGGGACGAGGAAGAUGACGCUCAAACGCAGCUGGAAAUCCAGGAUCGGACUGAAACGAAUCUUGUGAAUCUUCGUCGCACGAUUUAUCUAGUGAUCAUGUCGUCGCUCGACUUUGAGGAAUGUGUUCACAAGCUCCUGAAGCUGCGAGUGCCUGAUCAUCAAGAAAUGGAGCUAUGCAAGAUGGUGAUUGAGUGCUGCUCGCAGGAACGAACAUACUCGAAGUUCUACGGACACAUUGGAGAGCGUCUUUGCAAGCUUCAUCGACAUUGGAGUGGUCUGUAUGAACAGAGCUUUCACACGUACUAUGACACGAUUCACCGCUACGAGACGAAUCGUCUUCGAAACAUUGCGCGGUUCUUCGGCGCACUACUUGCAACAGACAGUAUCAGUUGGGCAUGUUUUGAGGUGGUGCAUAUGACAGAGGAUGAAACCACGUCUUCAUCGCGCAUCUUUAUCAAAAUCUUGCUGAAUGAAAUGCAAUCUCUUCUUGGACUCAAAACAUUGGCUGAACGGUUCCGCGAGCCAUCCAUGCAGGAGUAUUAUCGGCACAUAUUCCCAAUGGACCAUCCUAGUGACACGCGGUUCUCGAUCAACUUUUUCACGAGUAUUGGCUUAGGCGUUGUUACGGAGACGAUGCGCGAGCGCCUCAAGAUAGCGACGCAGCUGAUGAUGGAGCGGCGAGAAGCCGAAUGGGCGCGACGUGCUGAGUCGGAAGGCAUGUCAUCUGACUCGGAUGGAUCAUAUUCACGGAGUUCCCGCAGUCGCUCAUAUUCCAGCUCGUAUUCGGGCUCGUAUACACCAAGCUCUCGUGGACGCUCAUAUUCACGGUCACUGAGCCCCCGAGGACGUUCUUAUUCACGGUCACCGAGUCCUCGAGGACACUCUUACUCGCAGUCACCACGUCCUCGGCGAUACUCGUACUCACGGUCGCCAAGCCCUCGAGGACGCUCAUACUCGCGUUCCCCAAGCCCUCGAGGUCGUUCCUAUACUCGCUCCCGCUCGUAUUCGCGCUCUCCCUCCUAUUCGCGCUCCCCGAGCCCGGAUCGUGCAGAAUUGCGUCGUCUCCGCGAUCCAUAUCGCGAUGAUCACCGCUAUCCUUCGUCUGCCCGCUCGCAAAGUCCACGAAGGACGACGGCAAUGGCGUCGUCCCGGUAUCGUGAUUAG
This is a messenger RNA of Malassezia globosa CBS 7966, 2223 nucleotides long. RefSeq lists its product as uncharacterized. Gene Ontology annotation, cellular component: catalytic step 2 spliceosome. Gene Ontology annotation, molecular function: protein binding; RNA binding. Bases 1 to 2223 code for a protein of 740 amino acids. Gene Ontology annotation, biological process: mRNA splicing, via spliceosome. The transcript has a single exon. The record is from RefSeq and is a predicted model, not a curated record. Lineage: Eukaryota; Fungi; Basidiomycota; Malasseziomycetes; Malasseziales; Malasseziaceae.